CCUCCCUGAAGGAGCAAUCCAUGUAACCCUCCCUGAAGAAUCUCUCUCUCUCUCUCUCUCUCUCCCUCUCUCGGCUGCAAAAUAGAGAAAUGGGCUACCUUGAAGUUCUUUUAACGGCUGUGAUGCUGGCAGUGAUCCUAGGGCUGUGGAAGCUCUUCAUGGAUCUCAUAUGGAGGCCAUACGCCAUAACAAGGCACUUUGCCAAACAAGGGAUAAAGGGGCCUUCUUACUCAAUCCUCACAGGAUCUCUCAAGGAGAUUGAGAGGCUUGAAUUGGAAGCUAAACAGAAGCCUAUGGAUCCUUCAUCACUCGACGUUACACCAAAGGUGCUGCCCCACUACCACCGAUGGUCUCGAGACUAUGGAGAGACCUUUUUAUUUUGGUUUGGGACCCAACCGAGGCUGAGCAUUGUAGACCCUGAGCUGAUCAAGGAAGUGUUGUCUACGAAAUUUGAAUACUACACAGUAGACAAGCCAGCCCCAUCAGUACAUGCACUUCUAGGGAAUGGUUUGCUCUCUCUUACUGGGGUUGACUGGGUCAGGCACAGGCGAGCCGUUAAUCCUGCCUUCCACGUUGACAAACUCAAGGGAAUGAUAAAGAGAAUGGCUGCAUGCUCACAAUCCACCCUUGAUCAGUGGGCCAAUGAAAUGGCCCACCCAGGAGGAGAUCAGAAGGAUUUCGACAUGCAUAAGGAGUUCAUGCAGCUAACGGGAGACAUCAUAUCUCACACAUCAUUUGGGACCAGCUACAAGGAAGGAAAAGAAGUAUUUCAGGUGGAAAGAGAACUCCAUCACAUGGUCAUUGAAUCUGUAACAGAUGUCAACAUUCCAGGCAGCGAAUACCUUCCAACAAAAUGGAACAGACGCAUGUGGAAGCUUGAAAAAAGGUUGAGAAAUCAAUUGCGUGCUAUCAUUGAGAGUAAGCUGAGAAUGAGAAAUGAAGGGCAGGAUGAUUUUGGAGAUGAUCUUCUUGGACUGAUGAUGAGCAUUUCAGAGAUUGGUGGGCCCAACAAGAAGGCGAAGAUGGACGCCACCUUGACUAUUAAUGAAAUCAUUGAUGAAUGCAAGACUUUCUUCUUUGCAGGCCAUGAGACCACAUCUAAUCUACUAACAUGGGCAAUGUACUUCCUCAGUAUCAACCAGGAAUGGCAGGAGAAGCUUAGGGAGGAAGUUGCGUCCGUAUGUGGGCCCACCAAGCUGCCGGAUGCCGACAAUCUUGCACGGUUGAAGUUGGUGACCAUGGUUAUUUUUGAAACACUAAGGCUGUACAGCCCUGUGAUAUUCACGGAGAGAAAGGCCGUUUCAGACCUCAAGCUUGGGAACCUCAUGAUCCCAAAGGACACUGUCGUAACAUUCCCUUUCCCCAUCAUCCACAGAAACAAGAAGUAUUGGGGCGAUGAUGCCGAUGAGUUCAAUCCUCUAAGGUUUGCCGAUGGAUUUUCGCGGGCCGCCAAACACCCCAAUGCGCUCAUCGCCUUCUCGAUGGGACCACGGGUCUGUGUGGGCCAGAACUUUGCAAUGUUGGAGGCCAAGACAGUGCUGUCCAUGAUACUGCAGAGGUUCUCCUUCUCCCUAUCUCCUACUUACAAGCACUCCCCAGUGAACAACAUUCUCCUUCAACCUGAGUUUGGUGUUCCCAUCAUCUUCAAGCCCUUGCACAUGUGAGAGUUCACGCACUACCUAGGAAGCUGGGACCUUUACAUGGUUAUGUAGUAAUGAAAGUUAUAAAAGUCAUGUAUGGAUUUGAUGUUUGCGAAGUUACAUGUCUAUUCAUGUUAUAUACCAAUAGCUAAUGGGUUAUGCUUUCUUUUACUUGAUAGUGGGCCAUCUUGAUGUUUUAUUUCUUA
Molecule: messenger RNA, 1846 nt
Organism: Magnolia sinica
Lineage: Eukaryota; Viridiplantae; Streptophyta; Magnoliopsida; Magnoliales; Magnoliaceae
Product: cytochrome P450 709B1-like
Exons: 5
Coding region: 90-1664 (524 amino acids)
Molecular function (GO): oxidoreductase activity, acting on paired donors, with incorporation or reduction of molecular oxygen; iron ion binding; monooxygenase activity
Source: RefSeq, a predicted model, not a curated record